CAAUCUCAAGUUUGAUCCUUCCGUAACUGAUUUCGCUUGUUCUUUCCUUUGAAAAAUGUGAGAGGAAGCUCCUUAAGAAUGGUAGGCAAUGGCGAAGGAAGCAACGGGGCCUCUAUUAGCGCUGUCGGCUCCUCUGAGACUAGGUUUCCCCAGCCGGAACGGCAGAGGAGAUGGGGAGGCUGUUGGGGAGGGUUGUCCUGCUUUGGAUCAAAAAAAGGUGGAAGACGUAUUGUUCCUCGUAUUCCAGAAGGGAACACAUUGAUAAAUCGGGCAAAUGGACCUCAACCUGUUGGACUGACCCACCAAGCUCCGACAAUAACUCCAUCCCUUCUAGCGCCGCCAUCUUCACCAGCAUCCUUCACAAAUUCUGCUCUCCCUUCAACCGCCCAAUCACCGAGUUGCUUCUUGUCCAUGUCAGCCAACUCACCUGGUGGGCUUUCAUCCACCAUGUUUACCACAGGGCCAUAUGCCCAUGAGACACAGUUGGUCUCUCCCCCUGUUUUCUCUACCUUUACAACCGAGCCAUCCACUGCUCCUCUUACUCCUCCACCAGAGUUAGCCCACCUUACUCCAUCAUCCCCUGAUGUGCCUUUCGCUCAGUUCCUUUCAUCUGCUUUGGAUACCAAAAAUUCUGGCAAGUCGAAUUAUGCUGCUGCCAAUGAUCUUCAAGCAACAUAUCCACUUUAUCCUGGAAGUCCGGCGAGCAGUCUCGUUUCACCUAUUUCAGGGACCUCUGGUGAUGGUGUGUCCUCAUCCUUUCCUGAGCAGGAGUUUCCUGCACAUUGGGGUUCUUUGAUUUCAAAUCAAGAUUCACAAUAUCCUCAGAAUGGAUCAUCUGGGCUCUUUGGGCUUGGCACAGCCACAUCCAAAAAUUUCAUGCUGUCUCAAGAUUCAAGUUUCUUUUGCCCUGCUAUUUCAGCACAGUUCUAUCUGGACCAGGCCCAGCAAUCACUUCCAUCAUAUCCUCAUGGUGGAGGGAAGCAGCCUCUUUCCAGGGAAGCAGAAAUCUACUCCACUGGUGGAAAUGGACAGCAGAACAGGCACAAUAAAAAUUGCAAGCCAGAUGCAGAAGAAAUUGAAGCAUACAGAGCGUCCUUUGGGUUUAGUGCCGAUGAAAUUAUUACAACCCCUCAGUAUGUGGAGAUUUCUGACGUAAUGGAUGACUCCUUUACCAUGACGCCCUUUACCACUUCCAACAAACCCUUCAUUGAAGAAAGCAUGGGUCCUGAAUUGCCAAAUGGGCAGGCAGCACAGAUGGACUUGCUGAAUUACAAGGGCCUGAAAUUGGUGGCAGAUCACGUCAGCACGGGAGUGCAUGGUGAAGUACAGGGAAACUUGUGCAAUGGAUGCAUAGAUAAUAAACCAUGGAGACAGAUUGAGGAUGUUUCUGAGCCAAAUGAGUCCAGUGACCAUGCAUUGACUGACGGGGAGGACGUCUUCACAAAGAUAGGGGACUCCAAAAUCAGAAAAAGGUAUCAGGUGGGUUUAUCAAGCUCUGAUGCAGAAAUCGAUUACAGAAGAACAAGAAGUUCCAGAGAAGGCAAAGGAAAUUUCGCAUUCUGUGCCUAAUAAGCACAGUUUAAUCAAACUCUCAACCCCCAACCC
Molecule: messenger RNA, 1605 nt
Organism: Telopea speciosissima
Lineage: Eukaryota; Viridiplantae; Streptophyta; Magnoliopsida; Proteales; Proteaceae
Exons: 3
Coding region: 79-1569 (496 amino acids)
Source: RefSeq, a predicted model, not a curated record